Molecule: messenger RNA, 1077 nt
Organism: Trichoderma reesei QM6a
Lineage: Eukaryota; Fungi; Ascomycota; Sordariomycetes; Hypocreales; Hypocreaceae
Exons: 3
Coding region: 1-1077 (358 amino acids)
Biological process (GO): alcohol metabolic process
Molecular function (GO): alcohol dehydrogenase (NADP+) activity
Source: RefSeq, a predicted model, not a curated record
AUGUCGACCGAAUACAACUUCGAGGGAUGGAUGGGCGACGACAUCUCCUCCUCGGAAGGGAAAAUGGCCUGGAGAGAGUUCGAGCCGAAGCCCUGGGAGGAGACGGACGUUGACAUCAAAGUUACGCACUGUGGAGUCUGCGGUUCAGACCUGCAUGUAUUGAGGUCAGGAUGGGGUGCCACGGAGUACCCCUGCAUUGUUGGACAUGAAAUACUCGGCGUUGCCGUUCGCGUUGGCUCCAAGGCCGAGAAUGGUAUCAAAGUUGGCGAUGUUGUCGGCGUCGGUGCUCAGAGCGAUGCCUGCCUUGGCCGUGAUGGACCUUGUGCUCCAUGCAGCGUGGGCUUGACUCAGUACUGUCCCAGGUCCGUCAACACGUACAAUGACAGGCACCGCAACAAUGGCAAGGCCUAUGGUGGCUAUGCUUCAUAUCACCGAGCUCCCUCUCACUUUGUCUUCAAGAUCCCAAGCGGUCUGUCCCCCGAGUCUGCUGCUCCUCUGCUGUGCGGGGGCAUCACAGUGUACUCGCCGCUCAAGUAUCAUGGCGCAGGUCCCGGCAAGAAGGUCGGCAUUGUAGGUAUCGGUGGUCUUGGACACUUUGCUGUGCUGUUUGCAAAGGCACUGCGUGCGGACGAGGUCGUCGGCAUUUCCAGGAGGGAAACCAAGAGGGCAGAUGCGAUGAGCUUAGGUUGUGAUGACUACAUUGCGACAAGCGAUGAUGCUGAUUGGGUGAAGAAGAAUCAGGGGCGCUUUGAUCUCAUCAUCUCCACCGUUUCAUCUGACAAUAUGCCCUUUGACGAUUAUCUGGCGCUGUUGGCACAUGGGGGAACGCUCGUCCAGGUCGGCGUCCCGGAGGCCCCUAUCUCUCUUAAGCCCUUCAGUCUCAUUGUCGGUCGCAAGAGCGUCACGGGCUCAUGUAUUGGCUCCCCAGAUGAGAUCCGAGAAAUGUUCCAGCUCGCUGCUGAUAAACACAUCAAGCCAUGGGUAGAGAAGCGACCCAUGAAAGACGCGAACCAGACCCUCAUUGACCUGGAAGCCGGCAAGCCAAGAUUUCGUUACGUCUUGGUCAACGAAUCGUGA